Dentiscutata erythropus is the source of this 918-nucleotide messenger RNA. The record is from the annotation of a GenBank genome assembly. Lineage: Eukaryota; Fungi; Glomeromycota; Glomeromycetes; Diversisporales; Gigasporaceae.
AUGAGUAGAAUUUAUGAAAUAACUGCUUCAGAAAAAAAUGAAUUGAGAUUGUAUUUGGAAAUCGCACACAAGCCAAUUAAUGACGAGGUUGCUAGCCACGUUGCUACAUAUUUAAAUACAGAUCCUUUGAAAUUACGGUUUACAUCAUCGCAUAUAACAUUCGGUACACCUAGUUCCGUGAUCAAAAAAGGAGUUAAUACAAUUUUAAAAAAAAUGCUUCCAAUAAGAUAUCAAUCUUUACCUGCCUCGGCAAAUCUUUUGUAUUAUGAGAUCUUAGAUUUUAACAUUGUAGAAUUAGAGACAAAAAAAUUCUUUGUAGUGUUAUGGCUUGGAGCAACUUUAAAGGAAAUGGAUGUUAUCAAGAUUCUUCUUCCAAAAAAUGCCAUAAUUGAUGAUCUUAUAAAAGAGAUUUUACAAAAACUGUCAUUACCAGGACCUACCAAUAGAGUCAGACUGUUUGAAGUUUCAAACUUCAAGAUUUUAAAAGAAUAUAAAAGCAAUAAUUUAAUAUGUAAAAUACAGGAAAACGCAACAUUAUAUGCAGAGGAAAUUACUCAAGAUGAAAUUGAACGGGGUAUUGAUGACAAAGUUAUUCAAGUAUAUCAUUUUACUACAAGGCCUUCAUGUGCACAUGGAAUUCCAUUUAAAUUUAUUGUUAAAGCUGGUGAGCUUUUUUCAGCAACUAAGUUACGCCUUCAGGCACGUUUAGGAAUGAACGAAGCAGAUUUUGCGGAAGUAAAAAUUGCGAUUGUACAAGAGAUGCCAAACGUCAAAUUUGAAUACAUAAUUAGUGAUAAUGUAGUUCUAUCGCACGAUAAUUGGACAUCUGGUAAAUAUCUAGGUCUUGACUAUGUGUGCAAAACAGAGCGCAUAGGAAUAGUGGGUGAUGAUAGGAAAGCGAUAUAUAUAAAAGAAUAG